This is a messenger RNA of Tetrahymena thermophila SB210, 7872 nucleotides long. RefSeq names its product WGR domain protein. The transcript is spliced from 18 exons. The record is from RefSeq and is a predicted model, not a curated record. Lineage: Eukaryota; Ciliophora; Oligohymenophorea; Hymenostomatida; Tetrahymenidae. Gene Ontology annotation, molecular function: protein binding; NAD+ poly-ADP-ribosyltransferase activity.
AUGGCUGAUAAAGGAAUUUUUAUUUACGCAGUCAGAGAUGAAGACAGCAUGCAAGGCUUCAUCUUGGUUGCUAGUGAGGUAGAUAUUGAUGUGGAAAACUCUAAGGCAGAGAAGGUUGGAGUUUACCAUAUUCAUUCUGUAAAAAAUAAACCAUACAAUUAUACAGUCAACAAAAAACUCACUAAUGUAAGACUUGAUGAGUUUAUGAGCGUAGUAGAUGAGGAUUUAUAUGAGUUUAAUGAAAAGAAUAGAACUCUAGUAUUCGAUAAGAAAGGUUAUGACAACUUAAUUGGUUAACUUAUGGAUGAUUUAGAAGAAGAAAAUGAUGAUGACUCAUCAGAAGAAGAAGAAAAAAAAAAGAAGAAACCUGCUCCUAAGGCAGCUUCUGCCAGGAAAACUCGUAGUUCUAAGGGAUCUGAUAAGGUUAAGGGAUCUGACAGUGAAAGCUAUGAGGCAGCUGACGAAGAAGAUGAAGAAGAAAAAAAGAGAUCAAGAGGAAGACCUAAAAAAAAUAAAUCCACUGAAGAAAUUACAGAAGAUAAAGACGAAAACUCUUAAGAGGAUUAACCUAAGCCUAAAGGAAAAAGAGGAAGACCUCCUUCUAAGGAUAAAGCUGCAUCAGUCGCUGUUCCAAAAAAAUAGGAUAAGUAGGAUGAUAAAGAUGGAGAAGAAAAUGGUGAAGAUUAAAAUGGUCAUGAAGAAAAUGGAGAUGAAGAUAAGGAAGAAGGAGAGUAAAAACGUGUUCCUGGUAAACGUGGCAGAAAGCCAGGUAAAAAAACAGCAGAAACACCUGCAAAAAAAGAAGCGUAAUAAAAUAUUAUACAUAAUAGAAAGCCAUAAGUAUUUUUAAUUUAAAGACCUGGAAAAAGAGGAAGAAAGCCAGCAAAGAAGGGCUCAGAAUCAGAAGAUAAUGAAGAUGCUGAUGAUGAAUAAGAAGAAGUCUCAAAAAAGGGAGCAAAAAAGAAAGUAGAAAAAUAUAAGAAAGGUUCACACAAUCCUAAUAUACCUGAUGUAGUCAAAACUGACGAAACUUUCGAAGGUGAUUCUUAAGAUAUUAAUGACGUUUGUUGCUCAUUCUGCACAAACAGAGAAUUGUUAAGAGCUGUUUACACAGGUAAUAGUAAUCUUUUGAAAAAAUUAGUUUAGUCAAAAGCAAAGGUCUCUACUUUGUUUGCCAAGAGAGGUCCUGAUGCUGAUGAAACCACACUUGAAAUCAUUCUUAAAAACAAGGAUAAAAAGUGCCUUGAUGUUUUGAUUAAUGCUCUUAACAAGAAAUCAGAAAUUUCUUUAGCUUCUAAUCCUGAAUGCUCCUUAGAAGAAGUCUAUACUGGUUUCAAUGACAGAUUUGCAUACGGUGUACCAACUAGAAAGGUAUAAAUGGCUAGAGGUGGUAAAGAAGGAAACAAUGCUUUUGUUGCAGAUAUUAACUCAUUUGUUGAUACCUAAAGCUGGAAUGAGAAUGAAAGAUUAAUCUUUUCUCUUCUUGAGAAUGAAACAGAAGUUUAAUUUUUGGAAUUCUUAAGAGGUCUUAAAGACGAAAAUCUCACUACCUCUUUACUUGAAAAAACAUAUGUUGCUGUAAGAGCUGGUAAUAGAAAGACUGCAUCCUAUUUGAUGAAAUAAGCUAAUAAAUUCGGUGGAUAUGGAUUCAACAAUCUUCAUGAAUAGGUUUUAUCCUUAGAUGAUGUAUCCAAAUUAGAUGAAUUCAAAAAAGUAAGUAUAACCAAGAAAAGCACAGGUGUUUAUAGCAAGAAUAGUUAUGGUUUUGGAGGUGCAUAGGGUAUUAUUACUCCUAUUCAUUGUGCAGCCAUCAAUCCUAAUCCAGAAUUCAUCAAAAAGUUGUUAGAAAUAUCACCUGAAUUCACAAUUCCCGAUGAUUUAAUGAGAAAGCCAGUUCACUAUGCAGCAACUUGCGAAGGUCCUGGUCCUCUUAGUUAUCUUUUAAAAUAGGGUGUUGAUGCAAGAGAAGGUGAUAAGAAAAAAAUUACACCUUUAAUGCUUGCUUGUUAAUUUGGUAGAGCCAAGAAUGUAGAAAUUUUGUUAGAUGCAAAUGGCAAAUCAAACCCUGAUACUCGUACUAGAGAAGGUUACAGAGCUAUUCAUUAUGCAGCCCACUAUGGACAUCUUGACUGUAUUAAAUUGAUGAUUGAAAAAGGUGGUGUUGAAGUUGAUUCUCCUGGUCCCAAAAGAAUGACACCUCUCCAUAUUGCUACUUCAAGAGGUCAUUUUGAGAUCGUGGAAUAUCUUCUUUCAAAAGGAGCUAAAGUUAUUGUAAAAGAUAAGUUUAAACGUAGUGCAGUCAUUCAUGCUACUGCUAAUGGCUAUCUUAAGAUUUUAAGUCUUAUUUUAAAGAAUGGUGGACCAUUCAAUGACCCAGAUUCCUCAGGUAACUAUCCUGUACAUUAUGCAGCUGCAUAUGGAUUUUAAGCUUGUCUUGAUUUACUCAAAUAAGCUGGAGCUGACUUUAAUCCUCAAAAUUCUUGGAAUUUAACUCCUCUCUCAAUUGCUAUGGCUAAAGGACAUUUUGGAAUGGUUAAGAAGCUCUUAAAUUAUCCUGAAUGCGAUGUUAACUGCACUGAUGUUAAAGGUAGAACUAUCAUAUCAAGAGCUACUGAAAAAUUAAAUCUAAAUAAUCUCUCUCAAUUCGAAUUCAUUCUCAAAGAGAAGAAAGCAAAUCCUAAUAUGGCUGAUUUACAAGGUCAAUCGCCUCUUCAUUAUCUUUGUAACUUAUCAAAAGAUGAUUAUGUUAGCAAAAGAUAGAAUGAAGAAAAUGCUCAUCAUGUUACUAAAAAAUAUGAAGAAGAAUAUGAAAAGAUUGUCUAAAAAGCUACUUAAAUUUUACUUGAUUGUGGAGCUGAUAUUAACAAAUUAAACACUAUGGAAGAAUCUCCAUUAACUAUUGCUAUCAAAUAAUAGAAUUUCUUUAUUUUAAAUAUUUUAUUAAAGAAAGGAGGCCUCGAUUUCUCUCAUGUUAACUAAAUUGAUCAAAAUAUUCUACACACCUUAAAUACUUUAAUUUUAGAAGGACCAAGUGGAAUCGAUCAAUUCUAUAAUAUCUUUGAAGAAAUCAAAAAAGAUAAAAACGUAAAUCUUAAAGAAUACUUGAAUAAAGUUGAUUAUCAUGGUUUUUCACCUUUGUUAAUGUACGUUAAAAUAUUCAGUGAAAAUGCUUCUCAUUAUAGAGAAUAAAGAGUUGAGGAAUUAAGCCAAGAAAUAUACUCUAAGAAAGGAGGCUCAGCACCUAAUAAAAAGAAUCCUAUCAAAAAGUAAGCCCCUACAAGAGGUCCUAGAGUAGCAAAAAAAGCAAUUAGAAGUGCACCAGCAAAAUCAUUAAUUGGAUUUAGCAAUGAUGGAGCCUUAGUUUAAUUAACAGAAAAGGAAUUAGAAAAAGUUUAAAAACAAGCUGAUGAAGAUUUAUUGCAAUUUGAGCAAAAAUUCUAAAAAUUAAUUACUUUCUUGGUCGAAAAGGGUUCAGAUGUAGAAGCUAAAGUUUAAAAAAUUAAAAAAUAUAGAUCAAACAUGGAUGUAGAAGAUAAAUCAGAUAAUGAAGAAUAAUAAGAAUAAGACGAAGAUGAUGAUGAAAAUGAAGGAAAUAAAACCUUAAAAGAUGAGAUGGGUAAUCCAAUUUAAAAUAAAAAAGUUAAGUACAUUCCAGAAUAUAAUUCUUGUGGAGAAAUGAAUAUAUUUGGAUUAGCUCUUAGCCACCUAUCUUUACCUUACUUAAAAUUCAUUCAUGAAUAGUAUCCUUAAUUAGUUAACAACGUUGAUUAUCUCAAGAGAAAUCAUCUCCAUAAAUUUAUUUUGAAAAAUGAUGAUGAACCAGCUACAAACGUUUCUCAUAAAGUUUUAGAGUGGCUCACUACUUUAAAGAUAGAUAUUAAUUAAAAAGAUAUUAUUGAAUCAACUCCUUUAAUCUCAGCUAUUUCUUAGAAAAAGUACAAGUUUGCAAAGACUCUUAUUAAUCACAAGGCAUAAGUCGAUGUUAAGGAUAUAUUUGGAAAGACACCACUUAUUAUGGCAAUUAACAAUAUUCAGAGCAACAAUCUUGAAUUUGUUGAAUACUUACUUUCUAAUGGUGCUUCAGCAAACUUUGCUGAUAACUAUGGCAGAACACCCUUGCAUCAUGCCAUCAAUAAGGCUGAUAAAGGUGCCAAUGCUUCUUUUGAUCUCGAAAAUCUCUUGAUUAAGAAUAAAGCAGAUAUUAAUGCUGCUGACUCUCUUGGUAGAACUCCUCUUCACUAUUGUUUUGUUAGCCUCUAAGAUUAGUAAUAUAGUACAUUACAGUAUGAUCCUUUUGAAACUGUUAGCAGUCUUUGUAACCAAUCCAAUAUUAAGAUUGACGUUAAAGAUAAUUUAGGAAAGACUCCUUUGCAUUAUGCUGCUUAAAAAAAUUCUACUAUAUCUGUAAUCUAUAUGAUCGAAAAGAAAGCUAAUAUUGAUAUUGAAGAUGCCAAUGGUAAUACUCCAUUAGCUGUCGCUUUCCGUUUCAAAAGAAGUGAAAUUACUACUACCCUUAUUCAAAAUGGUGCUAAUACUUCAAAGUUCAUAACUAUUAACAAGAAUUUAAAACCAAACGGGGAAGAAGAGGAAGAAUACAAAGAACCUGCUAAAGAUCAUUGGGGUAAUCCAAUCAAAACUAGAAGAAGAUAAAACUAUUCUAGCUAUGGAAGCAGAUACUUAUUCUAAUAUCAAAAUCAAUAUGAUGGAUUUGGAGGUGACCAAAAUUCAAAUAAUAGUAUCAUCAAAAAAUUACUUAGUGAAUACCAUAUUGAAGAAGACAGUUAUAUCGAAUUAGUUAAAAGAAGCAUCACAAAAGAAUAGUUUAAGGAAAAAGGCUUAGAUAAUCUCGUCUUUUAAGAAUUUAGAGUAAGAGGUGAUUUACCAUUAGGUAAGCAUUCAUUUUUCAAGGCAUCUAUCACUUUCUAAUGGUAGGGUAUUGCCUAUUUGCUUUUAAUCAAGGGCAAUUACAAUCUUUUUAAUGCUUUAGAGGAUGCCAUUAAAAUUGAUCUUUAUUAACUUUCAAUCACUCUUCUUUUUAAGUAUCCAGAAGAUGAAACGAUUACUUAAUGUAAUAGCGAAGGACAAAACCUGAUACACAUUUUGUGUCAAAGAUCUCCUAGAGAUGUUAAUCUUUAAGUGAAGCUUUUUGAAACUCUUUUGAAUAGAGGUGUUGAUGCUAAAAAAUUAGAUAAUAAGAAGAAUCUUUGCUUGCAUUUUGCUUUCCUUCAUCAUUAACUUACUCCCAAACUACUAGAAUUAGGAUUAGAUUGCAAUGCCUACAAUGAUGACUAAUAAACACCAUUUGCCUUAGCUAUUUAAGAAGAUGCAAAAUAAGCAUUGAAAAUAUAUACAGCUAACUACAAACCUGACUAUUCUAAAAAAUUCAAAGCUAAAUUAGAAGGCCAUUAAGACUAUUUAUAAUUUACACCUUUGCUUAUUUAAUUUGCAAAUAAAAAUAAAGAUUUAGUUUUAUUGAAUCAUUUAUUGGCAAAUGGAUCAAAUAUUAACGAAGUUGAUAAUUUAGGUAGAAAUGCCCUCUAUUAUGCUAUAUAUCACAACUCUCACAAAUUAGUUAAAUUUGUUCUUUAAACAAAGAAAUUCGAUGUUAAGCAUGUAGAUAAUCAAGGCAAAAAUGCUGUUCACUACGUUGUUAAUCCAGUUGAAUUUGGCUCUUAUGAAAAUACAGAAAUAUUAGAGCUACUUCACAAUGCAAAAAUAGAUUUCAAUGUAAAGGAUAAGGAUGGAAAUACUGCAAUGUUUUAUGCUUUGCAAUAAGAUUCCAAAAAAAUGGCAGAAUCCUUGAAAAAAUACGGUGUUGAAGCUCUUAAAGAAAAGAAAUUGCCUUAAAGAGCUGCUACUUCAAUAGUAACUGAUGCUUUAUUCCCUGAUGAAGAAAUUGAUUAUGAAGAAGACAGUAAGAAGUUUAGCGAAGAAACUACUUAUGAUCAAUAUAAGGAAUUCUUUGAGCAAAAGAAUGCUGGUGAUAAAGUUUAUCUCGAUAAGUAUGUAGCUGGAAACUACAAAAAGAAAGAUAAUUAUGUAGUACUUGAUGAUAAUAAUGAACCAUACAACUUGCUCAUGACUAAAGUUGAUCUCGGAGGAGGAUUUGCUAAGUAUGUAUUCUACAUCAUGUAAGUUAUUCAUGAUAAAAAUUCAGACGUUUAUAUUCUUUACACUCGUUGGGGUCAUAUGGGUGGUAUGGGUCAAAUGCAACACACUCCUUUUGCUACCAAAGAAGCUGCCGUUAAGGAAUUCAGUAAAAUUUUCUACUAAAAGUCUGGAAACGAUUGGACUAACAGACACAACUUCAAAAAAUAAGAUAAGAAAUAUUAACUUGUUAUCUUCGAGAAAGGAAAUGAUAAAAAAUCUUUCUCUUUAAAGCCUUAUGACUUUGAACGUCUAAAUUGUUCAGCUUCAUAGCUCGAAAAGCCUAUUUAAGAGUUUAUUAAGAAUAUUUCUAAUGCAGAAAUUUUCAAAUAAGCAUAUCGCCAAUUUGCCCUUUCUGACUAAUAUCUUCCCAUAACUAAGCUAUCAAAAGCAGCCUUAAUUGAAGCUUAGGGCAUUCUUGCAGAUAUUAGAGAAGAAGUCAUAGAAAUCUAAAAAUUAAGAAGUAAAUUAACUUAAGGAAAUAACAUGCAACUUCUUUUAGAAAGAGAAGAAAGCGUACUUCGUUAUAGCAAUAGAUAUUAUGAACUUGUUCCAAGAGCUGUUUCUAAAUGGGAGCCUGCUCAACCCUUAAACCAUGAACAUAAUAUUUCUUAAGAAUAGCGUCUUGUUGAAAAUUUACUUGAUUUUGAAGCUGCUAUUAAGAUUAUCAUGGGUUCUUAUACUAAGCUUCAAGUAAUGCAUCCUUUGGAUUACUGUUUCAACUCAUUAAGCAUCCGUAUGAAAUAAAUUUAAAAUGAACAUCCUGAAUAUAAAAUGAUUUAGUAAUACGUUUCCAGAACAAAUCAUAAAGCUACUGAUCCUAAUUCUUAGUUUAUUAGAAAUGUUUUCGCUGUUGAGAGAAGAGGUGAGGCUGAAAGAAUUAAAUAAUUCUCUGAUCAUACUAAAAAGCUUUUAUGGCACGGCAGUGGUGUUUAAAAUCUCUUAAGUAUUCUUAAUUUUGGUUUAAGAAUCAAUGGUAUUCAUGCCUAAAAAUCUGGAAGCUCUCUUGGUGACGGAAUCUACUUUGCUGAUUUAUUCUCCAAGGCAAGUGCUUAUGCUAACAAUGCUGAUGUUGGUGUCGAAUCAAGAUUCUUACUUCUUUGUGAAGUUGCAGUUGGAAAGGAAUAACAAAUUAAAACUAAUGAAAAUUUUACUAAGUUUGCUAACUCAAAUUAUUAACUUAUGAAAGGCUUUAACAGUGUUAAACUUGUAGGUAAGUCUUGUCCUGAUGAAAAGAAAAAUCUUGUUUUACCAAACGGUACUAUUGUUCCAAUCGGACCAAUAAUUGAUUUCAAUGAAAACUUGAAGUAGAAACUUCAAAUAGAGAAAUCUACCAAAAAGAGUGCAAAAAAAUCUACUAAAAAACCUGCUUAGAAAAUACCUGCUAGACCUAUCAAGAAGGUAGUCAAAGCUACUAAAUAUUCAUCAGAUGAAGAAAACUCUCAAGAUGAAGAAAGCUAAAUUUAGGUUGAAGAAGACGAACUUGAUAUUCCUGAAGAUGAAAUUUAAUCUGAUGGUGAUGAGGAAAUAGAAGAGGAAGAAGAUAACUUUGAUGAAGAAUAAGAUGAACAAAAUCUUUUAUAAAAUAAUUUCUUAUAUGACGUACAACACUAAGGUGCUAAGACUCCAUUCAAUUAGCUCUUUACUCAAUAUUAAAAUAGUGAAUACGUAGUUUACAACUCAGCUCAAGUUAGAAUAAGAUAUUUAAUUGAAAUAAGAGAUUGA